AAUGUUUCCAGCUCCUUGUUGAAUCUAUGACACAAAGAAUUAAGGCAGUUCUGGAGGCAAAGGGGGUCCAAGCCAGUAGUAGCAAGGUGUACCUAAUAAAGUGGCCGGUGAGUGUACACCUCCAGAAACUCUUUAAAGGUAUACUAUGGAGGACUGUUGGUUACUGUUGGUUACCAGUGAAGAUGAGAGUAAAAGCCAACCCCAGAGUCACUCGAUUGCUUCACUAUAUUUGUGUUUUUUUCGGUGAUGUGUCUCCUGGAUACCUGCUGCCAUAUGGUCUGGCACCUCGUCGCUACCUUUUUAUAAAAUCCUGACCUCACCUGAGUGCUGUGGGGAACACGCCCAUAAAUGUCCCACACACAGAUAAUAAGAAAAAAAUAAGAAAAUACAGAAAGCAGAGUCAGAAAAAUACACCACCACACUCUUCCAGUGGGUCUUAAGCGAUGAUUGAGAGGGAUUACUUCUGUAUGAAUGUAUACAUUGUAUGGUUUUUUUUUAAAAAUCCUGCAUACCUGUAAGACAUAAAUCCAGGUGUCCUGUGACGACACACACAAAUUAAAAAAAAUCAGACAUACGUUUGAUGGAGACACAGCACAAAUCAUACCUUGUGAAACUGGAUGAGAGGCCUGAUAAGUGUGAUGGUUUCAGAAACGGAUCAAUGGCCUGUGCUGAAUGGCUGCGGUCGGGUAGAGGUGGAGAUUUGACGACUCCAGAGGUUCACACUGCUGGACAUCUGGUAGAUUUUACUGCAGUUGGCACGGAGAUACAUGGAAAUACAACACAAGAGAAGCAUGAGGAAACACUGUGCUCUCAAACAUGGAAUACUCAAGGAAUUCCUGGCAGAAUUCCUGGGGACUUUUGUCUUGGUUCUGUUUGGCUGCGGCUCAGUUGCACAGACCGUCCUCAGUCGAAACACGCUGGGCGAGCCUCUCACCGUCCACAUCGGCUUCUCCGUGGGACUCAUGAUGGCAGCAUACGUGGCUGGUGGAGUGUCAGGGGGCCAUGUGAACCCUGCUGUGUCUCUGGCCAUGGUGAUUCUGGGCAAACUGAAGAUCUGGAAGUUUCCCUUCUACGUCAUCGCUCAGUUUCUUGGUGCUUUUGCUGGAGCUGCUGCAGUCUUUGGGUUAUACUAUGAUGCCUUCAUGGACUUCACCAGUGGGAUUCUGUCAGUGACGGGAAUCAAUGCAACAGGUCACAUUUUUGCUUCCUACCCAGCGAGACACCUGUCAAUCCUCGGCGGCUUCAUCGAUCAGGUGGUGGGGACAGGUAUGCUGGUGCUGUGUAUCCUGGCUAUCAUUGAUGGUGGAAACAUUGGAGCUCCCAAAGGCGUGGAGCCGCUGGCUAUAGGUCUGAUCAUCAUGGCCAUCGGCGUUUCCAUGGGACUGAACUGUGGAUACCCCCUGAACCCUGCCAGAGACCUGGGACCCCGACUGUUCACAGCUGUAGCUGGAUGGGGGAUGGAGGUCUUCAGCACUGCAGAAUACUGGUGGUGGAUCCCUGUGGCGGGGCCCAUGGUGGGCGGUGUGGUCGCAGCUGUCAUCUACUACCUGUUCAUCGAGUUGCACCACCACCGCGAGGAGCCCGAGAAGCCCCCUGAGGAGGAGGAAGAGGAGGAGGAAGACGAGGACGACGAGGACAGCAGUCUGAAGGACAAAUAUGAGAUGAUCACCAUGAGUUAAAAAAAGACAUUACCCUCCAGGACCAACCGGGUCAGAUUGUUUUACUGUCAGUCACGUGACGAGCACACGGUCAGUGUUAACACCAAUAACGGACUGUCUCCUUUGUAAUUUAACUUUUUAUGUUGUAUGUUUCAAGAACACAUGAAAAUCUCAGUCCUGUGUGCUUCACUUUGUUAUAACUUUUCAUAUACAUGUUGUAAAUAGUGUAUCAUAGAUAUUAGAUCCUUUAUUUGGUUAUAAUUACCAGAAACAAGUGGUACUAAUAGUGUUGCUCCUUUUAGGUUUGCUCCCCUCUUGAGUGGUUGUGAUGAUAUUCUCUGUAUAUUCACUUAAAUUUUUUUGCUCUAACUUAUAUAUUUCUUCUUUUGCAAACCACAAGAAUUCCUUCCUCCUGUUCUUUAUUAACAUUUGUAUUUCACUCUGUACUGUU
Epinephelus lanceolatus (giant grouper) is the source of this 2109-nucleotide messenger RNA. It is a transcript of the gene aqp9a, whose product is annotated as aquaporin 9a. NCBI's taxonomy places the organism in Eukaryota, Metazoa, Chordata, Actinopteri, Perciformes, Serranidae. Gene Ontology annotation, biological process: glycerol transmembrane transport; water transport. Gene Ontology annotation, molecular function: glycerol channel activity; urea transmembrane transporter activity; water channel activity. Gene Ontology annotation, cellular component: basolateral plasma membrane; plasma membrane. The record is from RefSeq and is a predicted model, not a curated record.